This is a messenger RNA of Malassezia vespertilionis, 1182 nucleotides long. It is a transcript of the gene CBF1, whose product is annotated as basic helix-loop-helix protein. Bases 1 to 1182 code for a protein of 393 amino acids. Gene Ontology annotation, cellular component: nucleus. The transcript has 2 exons. The record is from RefSeq and is a predicted model, not a curated record. Gene Ontology annotation, molecular function: protein dimerization activity; DNA-binding transcription factor activity. Lineage: Eukaryota; Fungi; Basidiomycota; Malasseziomycetes; Malasseziales; Malasseziaceae.
AUGUCGCCUACUCCCGGCACGAGCCAGACGGCACACAAUGACGCGCCGCACGCGUACGUGGACCAGCAGUCCACGUACGAGACCGGCACUGCGGGUGGCGAUGGCGCCGUGGCACAAAACAGCGACGCGGCCAGCCAGGUCGGCCAGUCGGGCAUCGAGAAGGAUGUCGGCACAAUCCUUGCAGGGCUGAACCAGGAACAGCUCGCUAGCAUUGUUGCAGCAGCGCGCGCGUCGGACAACGGCGAGCAACAGUACGAUGGCGCGGACCAAUACGACUCUGCCAACGCACUGGCCCACCUUCCUCCAGGCCUCGGACAAGCCGCCUCGACGCUGACUUCGUUUGCGUCCAGUUUCAAGCGCACCAGUGGGCCCGUCAUUGAGGACGAAGAGGAACUGGCCGUGACAGACGCUGGCACGCUCGGCGACGCGCCGCCGCCGCCAGGCAUGGAACACGACUUGCACCAGCGUCCGACGCAUGUGCAUGCCCAGCACGAGCACAAAGGCACGCAUGCCGCACACGACUCUGCAGCGACCGCCGCUGCUCUCGCCGCGAUGGGCACGCUUGCCGGCCGCCAGCUGCAGCAGCACGGCCACGGACUCGACGCCGCGCGCGAUGGACUCGGUGCGGAGCUGGACUCCAAGUUUGUUAGCGACCACAGCCUGGGAGGUGCGCGAUACAAGCGAAAAGGCCCAGAGCUUGACAGGCAGCGCAAAGACAACCACAAGGAGGUCGAGCGCCGCCGCCGCUCAGCGAUUAACGACGGCAUUGUGCAGCUCUCGCAGAUUGUGCCUGGGUGCGAUGUGAAGAACACAAACAAGGGCUCGAUCAUCAUUGCCGCCGUGCGCUACAUCCAGGACCUGAAGAACAACGAGGCGAGCAAUAUUGAAAAAUGGACGCUCGAGAAGCUGCUGAUGGACCAGGCGAUGAACGAUUUGAGUCUCUCGCUCGAGGAAAGCCGUAGGGAGGUGGAGCGCUUGCGUGCACAGCUCGGUAUGGCCGAGGCGAGUGCGAGUCGCGCGGGCGAGAAGCACGGUGCGGCGCACUACGACCAGCGUUUCCAUGCGCAGUACCACAAUGAUAAUGGCACGCACGGCGAGCAGGAUAUGACGGUUGGGCUCGAGCAUGGCCACCACGACGGCGGAAUGGAUCCGUUUGCGCAAAAGGAGCGCGCCGGAGUCUAA